Messenger RNA from Hyposmocoma kahamanoa, 314 nucleotides. RefSeq names its product fatty acid-binding protein 1-like. The record is from RefSeq and is a predicted model, not a curated record. Bases 18 to 299 code for a protein of 93 amino acids. NCBI's taxonomy places the organism in Eukaryota, Metazoa, Arthropoda, Insecta, Lepidoptera, Cosmopterigidae. The transcript is spliced from 2 exons.
CGGUCGGUUUGGGCAAAAUGGCUUAUUUUGGCAAAGAAUUCAAACUAGACAGGCAGGAGAACUACGACACCUUUAUCAACGCUAUUAACGCUGGAAAUGUCAACGAACAAUACAAACAAGCCCUAAUUGCCGAUAAACCAAUAUACAAACUCGUCAAAUCAGGCGAUGGUUACACCUUGUAUACUACAAAGUCUGAUAAUAGCACCCAGGAGGAGCACUUCGUGCCUGGAGUUGAAUAUGAUGAAGUUGUUGGAGGCAAUAAUGUAAGUACUUCCACUUACACUUUUUUUAAUUGCUAAAGUUAUUACGACUUC